Molecule: messenger RNA, 247 nt
Organism: Closterium sp. Naga37s-1
Lineage: Eukaryota; Viridiplantae; Streptophyta; Zygnematophyceae; Desmidiales; Closteriaceae
Source: the annotation of a GenBank genome assembly
GUGGCGUUGUGCGCUGGCGUCCGCGCUGGCGCUCGGCGCUGGCAUCCGUGCUGGCGCAGUGCGUGGGCGUCCGCGCUGGCGCUCGGCGCUGGCGAGCUCGCCACGGGCAGAGCGCGACGGGCAGACGCAGGUGCAGCGCGAGGGAUGCAUGCGACAGUGCGACGGGCAGCGCGACGGGGAGAACGCGGACAGCUCGCCCCCGCAACCGUCGCGACCGUCACCACGGGGGUCGCAACGAGCGCCGUGA